Messenger RNA from Tuber aestivum (summer truffle), 3053 nucleotides. NCBI's taxonomy places the organism in Eukaryota, Fungi, Ascomycota, Pezizomycetes, Pezizales, Tuberaceae. The record is from the annotation of a GenBank genome assembly.
AAGGGAUCCUGCUUCACCACCUUCUCUGUUAUCCGGAAGGUGCGGUGCAUGUCUGUUCCUGACAAUCCUCCUCACCAUCAACUCAAUUGACUGGACUGCUGCUUUAGCUUUCAACUCUCUCCCUUCCUAUCCGACCCUUUAUUUCCCCUCCUCCCCGUUUGUCUCAUUUUUGUUGCUCGCCCACUUCUAGCAUGCCACCAUCCUCCUACGCCUCAAAUUUGGCAACCCGUCUCUGCCGCCAAUUCCGACGACCUUCACGCAUACACCCAGCCUACACCCGCUGCUUCAGCGUUUCCACCCGCCAGUGCUCGGAGGAGAAGACCCGAUCUGAAACAAUAGACCUAGAACCUCUUUCGGAGUUUCUUAUCCUCCGAACACCGGGCCCACCCAAACCUCGUCAUGAGAGUCUGCAGUUAGUGCGGGACCCGCUCGAACCCGAAGUUCUCGACGACGCGCAGAAACAGCUCCUGCAGCCCGAGGACCUAGACGCUAAAAACAUCGAUAUUGAGCUCGUGCGCCCGCUCGACGUCGUCCGGGUUAGCAAGGAGCGGUACGUGCAGCUUGCACAGCAGCUGUCGAAGGCCUUUGUAAAGCCGCAGUUAUUUGAGUAUUACCAUACUACAGUCAGCGGGGAGAGUGCCCCUCCGAAGCUCAUUUCGACCUCAAAUAAGCGGGAGAUCAUCAAUGCGAUUCUGAGCGUCAAGUGGGGGAUUACGGUGUCGGACGAAAUCCCUGAGCGGUUGGAUGUUUUGGUGAAUAGGGAUUUUCCGAAUACGCGAAGAGAUAUAUUCUUUAUUCUUGGGAAAGGUGUGUCCCCCUUUUUCCUCUUUGCUCAUUCACUUGGAAUGGGGGAGAUUUACUAAUUGGAUGGCAUUGUAGAUGGGCGGGUUGUGCGGCAGUUGUCGCAGGAGUACCAAGCCAGGGUUAAGGUUAAUAUUAAGUCUGGCAGUAUCAGUGUUAAUGCCACUCUAGAGAAUUAUGAACGCUUGCGGAAGGCGAUUCAAGACCUUCUGGAGAAGGUUACUGUUAAGGAGUUUGACAUGUCUUGGGCCCAGCGACUGUGCAAGUUUAAUGAGCAAUUUAUCACCCCGAUUGCGAGGAUCACAGGUACAUAUAUCGAGAAAAAGGAUGAGAAAACCGUACUCACGUGCCCGCCCCCUCUAAGCUCUGGAGAAGAUUGUUAACAUCGGUUUAGCUCCUAAUUUCUACCCUGGAUCCCGGCUCCCUCCAGGAUGCACGGCGCCUGCUCUUCGUGUCUUUUGAUCUUCGGCUACGAUCGUCCCAUUCUCUUUUGUAUAAUGCGCCUAAAGGUAGGGGAGACCCUAAAGGCGCCUUAUAUCCGGUCCAUGAAAAAUCAGCGUUACCGUGGAAUUUCAGAGAUGUGGAAUGGGGCCGAUGGAGGAAUAUCAAGAUGCAGAUCAACCACCCAGGCCGCCUUCGGAGGGGUGGUUCUGCGAUUCUGAAGGAUACUCUGCGCACACGGAUUGGGGGGGAACUGAAAGAUACGGACACCACCACAACCGGGUUACGUGAAAUAUUGGACUACAAUGACCUGCGAGUAUCGGCACAGCAUCGAUCGGAGCUAUUAACUAGGUAUGAAGCCGUACUAGGCUACCUUCUUCACGAGAAUUCGGAUCCUCAGCCCGCUCCAGACCUGACGGCGCCGGAGUUCGUCGAGUCCAAGGAUAGGCUCCAAGUUUUUCUGACUGAUGUCCCCGGUCUUUUUCACUUCACUCAAGGUUUGCCGCCUAUAAGCGAUCCCAUCUCCAAGGACGGCUCCUCCUCAUUGCGAGCGCAAGGAUCUACUACUAGUAGGCAACAGGCACCCUAUCAAACCUGUAUUGUCAAGCUUCUACCAUCGCCCUGGGAAUACCCCGAAUGCUUCGACAGAUAUCCACCUCUUGAAUUGAAGUUCAACAUUGAUCCUGAUAUCGGCAACGUGGUCCAACCAACUCUCCAGGCCAUUCAUUCAUCCACAAUUGCAGACGCCAUGUUCCCUAGUGAAGAAUGCGACGUGCGCUUCCACUGCCAGAAAGCCUUGCCCCUGGGCAUUCUGGGUGACCCCGCGAAUCCCCAGCCCGAUUACGGUGUCGCAGGAUCGGAACUGCAAAGGUAUCUGUCUGAGAGUGCACUAAACCCUCUCACUGAUAUCAAGCUCAAGGCGUCACAGUACCUUAGUGUUGGGCUGCCAGAGUGGAUGAUCUCUCCGUCCAAAAGCAGCGAGUCAGGGGGUGAGGGGGAGGAGCGGAGCUUGCCCACACAAAUGAACUAUAUUUCCACCGGCUUGGAGUAUCGCCACGAGCUUGCUUUCAGCUGGAAAGGUAUGAAACUUUACCAGACUGUGGUUCAAGGGGGUGUUACGGGUGGAAGAAGGUCGGAGUUUAAGCUUUGUUGGAAUAAUAGCGGGGAGGAUGAUUCGUCGGCCCAGGCGCCGCGGAUCACGGAGCUGGAGGGUGAUGAUAAGGUGGUUGACGAGAUUGCAGAAGGGAGUAGGGGUAAUCUUGCUGUUGAGACUGCUCCGGGGGCUGUGAUGGAAACUGUCGUAGUGUCUAAUACCGAAGCCGCAGGCGGGAUUCCUAGUGAACCGGCUCUUGGCACCGGCGUAGAGGAUGCGGCCGGGUCCGGAGAUAGGAUCACUGAGCCCACCAUAGACCAAUCCCUCCAGCAUACUCCCCGAGACCCCUGCUACCCACCAAAACCCCGACCCUCAUUCGCAGAUUUCAUCAUGGGUGCGACCCACUUGGUGGAGUGCCUUGGCAAAUUUGUGGCCUCUAGAGAAUGGCGAUUUACAACGCAAUCUAAAGAGCAUACGGGGACCCGGGUGUUUACAAAGAACAUGGGCCAUGGGGGUGGCGAGGGUGCUGAGAUUGGUAGGGGUGGUCAAUAUCGUGGCGCAGUUGGCAGGAGCGGGGGAGGAGGUUGAAUGAUUGAGCGGCACAGUACAAAGGUGGUCAAGCUUGUAGAGAUGGAGAGGUUCUCCGCUCCAGUAUAUUCGUAGUUUGAUGUGAGUGUACAUAGGGGCGUUGUAUAGUUUAUAGAACUCUUUCAAAUGG